UUUGGGGAUGAGUCAGAAAAACUUUCACAACAGAUGUUGAGAACUAGUAUGGAUAGGCUUUUGAUGAAAUCGUUACAAAUGCUAUGCAAGAGUGAGAGUUUGUCAAAAGCAGGUACAAAAAAAAAAUUGAUAGAAAAACUAGCUGAGAGAAUUGUUAGCAAAGCAAAAGAGAAAAAUAGAGUGAAGAAAGGUAGUCAAGUUAGAAAAGCUUAG
Messenger RNA from Dentiscutata heterogama, 213 nucleotides. The record is from the annotation of a GenBank genome assembly. NCBI's taxonomy places the organism in Eukaryota, Fungi, Glomeromycota, Glomeromycetes, Diversisporales, Gigasporaceae.